AAAUGCGGUCUGAGCAUUUGGUAAUGAAUCACAAUAGAAACAAUCAGCCAUUCUCUAUCUACUUUCUACUUUCCAUUUCCGCCUCCAAAAUCAGAACCCCACUAAAUUUACAUAUUCUCUCUUCCCCACCGAUUCGUUCAAAUUCUAACGAUUGGAUUCAUUCCAGAAUUUCAAAUUACAAACGAAGCAAUGGCGGACUCAGCCACAGCCCCUCCCCCUCCGAGCCCCAACCACAUCGUCCCACCAAUUCUAGCACCACCAUUACCCACCAAACCCGCAUUCACCUUCCCUCGGAGGCCGCCCAUAAGAGUAACCUCUGAGUUCGACAGUGACAGCUCUGUUUUCUUCCACAAAAUCUCUUGCAAGUUCCACGAGAAGCUUGCUAAGCUCAAAUUCUCCUUCCAGAACCACACCAAUGGGGAUAUCGUCGAACCCCAAGUCAGCUUCAUCUCCAAGCACCUCUCCAUCCACUACGAUGUGGAGGACCAGAAUGCCCUUCUCAAGGCCUCCCUCGAGGUCGGCCCCAGGUUGCAGCUUAGAGCUGUCCACGAUGUCAAGGCACAACAAGGAGAGCUUUCGAUGGUUGCAAACCUUGCCGAACCUGGUUAUGCAUUAGAAUUGUCAUCUAUGGUUCCAUCUGUGGGCAUGCCAAGAGCAACCCUUAAAUUCCCCCUCGGCGAAGUAUCGGUUGAGGAAAGAGCAGAGGAGGAAUUAAGGCCAAUGUUGUCUAUAAAUGGGAUUCUUAAAGGCCAAAUUCUGAAUGGAGUCUACACUGCUCAAUUUAUGGACGAAGAUUUGAAAUUAAGAUACGCCUUCAAGGAUGAUGAAAUGUCAUUCAUCCCAAGCAUUUCAUUGCCUUCAAAUGCAUUGUCGUUUGCGUUCAAGCGUCGGUUUGGUCCUUCAGACAAAUUGAGCUACUUGUACAAUUUUGAUUCCAACUUCUGGAGUGCGGUGUACAAGCACACAUAUGGCAAGGACUUAAAGUUUAAGUCUGGUUAUGAUUCAGAGGUGCGCCUUGGUUGGGCUUCUCUUUGGGUUGGGGAUGAAGUUGGUAAAGCAAAGACAGCUCCAAUGAAGAUGAAAGUUCAAUUAAUGCUCCAAGUGCCGCAAGAUGACAUCAAGUCUUCGGCAUUAAUGUUCCGGGUCAAAAAGAGAUGGGACAUAUGACUGUCUAUUUCUGGAUGGUCUCUUUUCCUUUCUUAUACAUUAGAUGUUGGAUCUAUUUGGUAGAGGAGUUUUUGUUUCCUUUCUUAUACAGAAGAUGUUGGCUCUUUAUGGUACUGCAGUUUUGGGAGAUCUAGUCCUGUUGUAAUGGUGCUUAUUGCUAUAUAAUGAACACAAAUUGGUUCUCU
Messenger RNA from Carya illinoinensis, 1352 nucleotides. Its product is annotated as outer envelope pore protein 37, chloroplastic-like. The record is from RefSeq and is a predicted model, not a curated record. Gene Ontology annotation, cellular component: chloroplast outer membrane. The coding region runs from base 190 to 1167 and encodes 325 amino acids. NCBI's taxonomy places the organism in Eukaryota, Viridiplantae, Streptophyta, Magnoliopsida, Fagales, Juglandaceae. Gene Ontology annotation, biological process: monoatomic cation transport. Gene Ontology annotation, molecular function: monoatomic ion channel activity. The transcript is spliced from 6 exons.